AAAAUAAAAAUUGCAACGACUGGAAACGAAGCGUUUAGAUUUAGAACAGAAGAUGCAGGUUCGUCGAUCUUGCUUCUUCUAUCAUCAUCCUGCAUCCCGUUAGGGUUUGCAGAUAUUCAAUUUCCCUUCAUUUCGUUACCCUCCACGCGCGUACCAUCUCUCAAUUCCUCAGUUGUUCCGUUUCCGUAACUCAUCAAUUCGAAAGAUAUCGGUAUCGGCCAUCAAGGGAACUGAAUAUUAGGUGCAUUUGAAUUUGAAUUUGAAUAGGACGAGUAUGUAAUAAAGAGAUAAAAAUGGAGGUCGAGGCACAAAUCACACAUGAUUCAGAUACUCAACUCCAGCCAGAGACUGUUGUUUCAGUUCAAAAUGGGAAUCCUGGUGUUUCCUCAGCUGUUGCAAAUGCUGUUAACCCACAGCAGCCAGCUACAAAAAAACCGACCAGGCAGUGGGCUGCGUGGACUCGACAAGAGGAGGAAAGUUUCUUCACCGCUUUACGACAAGUUGGGAAGAAUUUUGAGAAAAUUACUUCCCGUGUACAAAGUAAAAACAAGGAUCAGGUCAGACAUUAUUACUACCGGCUUGUGAGACGAAUGAACAAACUUCUUGGUCCAGGAUUAUGUUUGGAUGCCAAAAACUCCAAAGAUACUAAUGCUGCAAUGCUUCGCUGGUGGUCGUUAUUAGAAAAGUAUAGCUGCAAAGCCUCAAAGCUUCAUCUGAAGCCACGCAGAUUUAAAAUUUUUUUAGAAGCCUUGGAGCACCAACUUUUGAAGGACCGGAAAAAGAAUGUAAGGAAGCGAUCCUUACAGGGGGGGAAUUGUCUUUCUCCUGUUCCUACUCCAGUCUCAAAUCAAAGUAGAGCAUCAGGAAAUGAUGCUCGUGCAGUUAAACUGGUUCUUGUUGACAGUCAAAAUAUUUUAAAAUUGGGGCCUUCUAAACCAUCAAUGAAGCGCAGUAUAAACAUGGGUGUUAACCGUAGUAACACUAAGGGAGAUUCAAAUGCCAUGAAACCAACAAGGCAACGAAAGAAAUCUGGUGUGAUUUCAACAGCUGCAUAUAAAAAAUGGGAAAAGGCUGCAAUUGCUGGUGUUUCUUUAGUUGCAGAUGCUGCUGAGCAUUUGGAGCGAGCUGCAACUGUUAGAGAAAUUGAACAAGACCAGGAGAAUCCAGGAGAAAAAUGUUCUGACCCUGUUGAUUAUGUCCUGCCCUCUGUACCCACAUGUCCACAAAAUCAAUUUGUUGAUAACUAUGUGAAUAUUAACAUGAAACUGAAGCUCCAGUUAUUCCCAAUUGAUGAACCUACUCGAAAAGCAUUGGAAAUGGAUAAGCAUAAUCCACACUUGGAGCUUACACUUAGUACUCGAAAGAAGAUAUCAUCAAUUUUAGAACAUCUAAACCGUAAAUGGGGUAAUUCAAGUAUAGCAGUUGGAGAAUUAAUGCUUUUUCCUUAUGGUACUCAAAGGGAAAACUUGGUUAAUUAUCAGAGAUGGACCCAGGAAUCUACUCUUAGUGCAGCAGAUAUAUAUGCAAUGAUUGGAACUCCACCCAUAUUCCGUUUAAGGUAUGGUUGGUUCUCCAAUACUGAGCUUGGGUUAUUAAAUAUGCAAGUGCCUGUGGCAUCCAGCUGCAUGCUCAGACAGUCCAAAAUUAGUGUGGACAAUACUGAGGAUCAGAUUGUGAAUUCUGUUUCAGCUCCUAUGCUAUCAACUAAUACUCAUUCCAUGGAGCUAUCUGAAGAUUGCAGAACAUCCAUGAACAAAAACCAUACUUUUAUCAAUGCUUCAACUGAUUUGCCUAAUACCAGAGACAACAGUGUUUACCUGAAUACAAGCAUUGAGGAAUGUCGUGAUCCUACAGCCAAUACAUUGUGGCAUGGAAAAGAUGUUACAGAUGGAGCUGUUACUUCACAGUUGGAAGAAAUGGAUGAGUUGAAAUUAAGCAGUGGAACAGGACUGUCAGCUGGAGAGUGGGCUGACAGCCUUACCAACAUUAGUGUGGGGGAUCUACUUUCAGGAGCGUCCCAGGAUCUCGAAGAUAACUGCAUCAAUCCUCCUAGUGCUGAGAAUUGUCACGAUGUUCAGCAAAUUCCUUUUAGUAGUGAUUCUUUCGAUGCCGCAAUUGCUGCUCACAUAUCUAGACACCAAGACAAGAUGGGACAACCAUCAAUGGCAUCCCAUAUGUCUUCCAUUUGGGAUGCUGAAGAAACUUGUGAUGCCUUUUUAUUUAAAAAGGAUCCUAUUCUUCACAAAGAUGGUCCUUGUUUAUCUUCAGUUGCUUCUUUAGUGUCCGAGAAAAAGGUUCCUGAAAGUAGCUUUGAAAAAUUGGAUGAGUUGUCACCUGAUGAAGAGAGGCUUGUGGAUGAUUUUGUUCAAACAGACCCUAUGCCUAUCGACAGUUGUGAGUCUGAUUCAGAUAUCCAGGACCAUUUAGGAAAGGGUAUUAGUGCGCUAGCAGACAUGUAUUGGCCUGAUUCCUUGGGACCGUUGGAUUUGGAUAUACCAUCAACUAAGUAUCACAGCGAAGAUCUAAUUUUUAGUGAUAGUCUUAGUGGACUGAAUCGCUUGAUAGCCAGCAGCCUGGAUGCAUUCCAGAAUUGCUCCUUUUUUGGAUUUGACAAGAAGGAAGCACCAUCAACAGUUGAGGCUCGAGAAUCUGCAGCUCUUUCAGAUUUUAAAAUUGGAAGUGGCAUCUGAGACUCAUCAUCGGAUCUUGGUAAUGUUUUCCAUUUCUGGCAUGAACUCAGUUGAAGUUUGUUAAAAAUAGCAUUUUUCCCUAAACUGACUAGAGGUGUGCAUGCUGAAGAAUUGGUUGGAGCCACUUCAACUGUUCCUGUAUAUGUUUCUCUAAUCUGUCUCGUUCCUUUUUGUACAAAAGAAAAAAGAAAAUUGAUCAUGUAAGGAGUUCACUUAUCAGUCUCCUGUAUAAACACUCCUUUUUUAGGUAAACAUAUCUUUUUUUUAUUCUCUGCUUCUGGACGUUGUAUGUUAAGAAGACUGUCUUAAAAUUGCAACUCCGUGGCAUCGACUUGUUUUUAAGCCAAUGGACUUUUUAUUUUAUUUUAUUUUAUUUUUAAUCCAAGCUCAUUAAACUCGGUUAUUUAA
Messenger RNA from Cajanus cajan (pigeon pea), 3098 nucleotides. RefSeq names its product TSL-kinase interacting protein 1 (gene TKI1). Gene Ontology annotation, cellular component: nucleus. The record is from RefSeq and is a predicted model, not a curated record. Gene Ontology annotation, molecular function: chromatin binding. NCBI's taxonomy places the organism in Eukaryota, Viridiplantae, Streptophyta, Magnoliopsida, Fabales, Fabaceae. Gene Ontology annotation, biological process: pattern specification process.